AUGGAACCACAGAGCUCAAAAACGCUUUUGACGGAGGUGACGCGCAGUCAGAGCCAGCAGGGGAAGCAGAAGCGAGCGUUCAUGACGGCCCUGCGGCACACCUUCAAGUACGACAGCCUGGCAGCGGAUGCUGACGUCACCUCGGACAGCGACGAUGCGGCGAGCUCCCCCGCUGACGACCGGAGGCGAGCGUUACCAAAAGAAAUGAGCGGUCCAAUGGGAAGCGGGAAAGGGCCCCCGGUGGCGGAGGGGGAUGGACUGAAAGUGCAGCAUUUGAGCAGAGUGCAGAGCAGGAGGGAGUCGCGGAUGUCGACAGCAGGGACACGUGGCAGGCUGUCAGUGGCCUGGCAAGAUGAGUUGGAGCCGAGACGGAGCUCGGAGGGGGGUGGUGAGAAGCGGAGGCCCGCUAGUGAGAGCUCUGGGGUGCGGGGACUAAGGGAGAGUUCGGCGUCGGAGUUUGAUCUUCCCCCAGAAGGGAGCGGUUUGAGAGACCGGCGGAGGGGUGGAUCGUCUGGGGAUCUGCAAGCGGUUGUCCGGCGGUCCGAAAAGUGGUCGAGUGAAAAGUCUGACAAUGGGCGGUCCGAUGGGGUCAGGCGGUCCGAUGGGUCCAGAAACGGGUGGUCCGAAAAUAGUCAGUCCAAAGUGUCCGAAGAAAGGCGCUCUGACCAGUCUGGAAACGGCGGGUUUACAAGGUCCAAUGGCAGGCGGUGCAAGUUGUCCGAAAAGGGGCGCUCCAAAAGGUCCGGAAGCCGGCGGUCCGAAGGGUCCGAAAAAGGAAAGCCCGAACUACGUUCGCCGGUUCGCUCCGCAGGGUCAGCGUCCGUAAACAGUGUCCGAACUGCGUCGGCGCCGGGCGCCCAAAUUUCGGACGGUGUCAAGCUCCCCGUGCUCGUACAAGCUGGAAGGGCUGAACACACAAACUCACGGAACGCCAGCACUCCCUUGAUGCUGGAAAGCGUUCUCAGCAAGAUCGCAAGCGACGCAAACGAGAACGAGGCAAACCAAAUUGCGCAGCUCGAUAACAUUGCAAAAACCAGAGAGGCCGGAUUUAGAAACAACGCCUGGGCGCCUGAGUUUGAGCCCCUAGCGAGCCUGGUUCAGAGCCCCGGUUCUAAAGUGCCGCGGUUGCAGCUCCCUGGGGGGGUCGUAAGUAAAGGCGACCGGGUAAAUGAGAGUGGAUGGCUGGAGUGGCGCAUCUUGGAGGAGAUGCGGGCAAAGGUGGUGAAGGAAACGAAAGAGCGCGCAGGGAGCCCGGAGUUCUACCGGGAGGUUAGGAAGGAGUCGAAGGAGUGGGUAGACGCCAAGGAGGUUGAAUUUAAGAAGGAGCUUCGCAGGGCCUCUCCAGGUCUGCUGGAGCAACGGGAGGAGGAGUUCCUGGAGACGCACUCGCACAUCAUCAGCGAGUCGAAGAGCGCGCCGCUGCUGCUGCGCCACAUCGCCCACCGCGAGCAGGCGAUGCAACUGGAGGCCAAGCGGCUCUUCGACUGGGCGCUCACCAAGGUACACGCCAAAAUGAAGCGUCGGCUGAUGAAGCGCGCGCUCGCAGAGCUGUCCAACAACGCGCAGACCGCCAAAGCACGGACGAAAAGCGCGCGUUCCGUUCACGGAAUGAAGCCGGAAGCGGAAGCGGAACGGGAUGAAGAGUGGACCAUUCUGGGCGAUGAAGAAAACGAGGCUGGAACGGCGAGCGUUUCACGCCCAAGAAUGGAGCUGGCCUCAUCCCAGAGUCCGGUUAGCGCGGGUUAUCGUAACCCUCGAAACCGGUCGCCGGAAGAGGGUGGGUUCCUUGGCCGCAGCGGCGACCAGGAACCGUUGGAACUCGCUUUCGGCGUCACCGACUUGUCCGUCGUAGCUGCCGUCGGGGCGCAGGUUGACCAAACUCAGAACGAUUGCAACGAGUCGGAACGAGAUCGGAGAGGGGGGGAGCUACCUCUGGAAAAAAACGCGUUGGGUUACAGUGAGCCGGAUGCGAAGCUGGAAGCGCAACCUAGAUUAACAGCACACGUUUCGGGCGGGACGGGGCGAGCGGUUGAUGUUGACCUGGACACAGGGUUCGAAAGUGUCGUUUUUGAGGGGCUUUUGGACUGCGCAGACGAAGCGGGGAGUUGUCAGUCUGAAAAGGGCUUUGAGUCGGACCCGGUUGGGGCUGACGUCAUGACCAUGGCAACGGCCGGCCCCGCGAGCCGCGCGCGCGCCAACCCGACGCGGUCGCCGAAGAGUCAGGAAAGCGAGGGGGUUGCCUCAAGUUUGGAGGAACGAGGAGAAGGGAGUAGAGAGGAGCCGGGAACGAAGUCCGAUGGAACUAGUACGAGGGGAAGGCUUUCCGCGGCGGAGCGGCCGCACUCCGUCGGUCUACAACCGGAAUCUGCAGAGGGAGCGUCCCCUGCAGAUUCGUCCGGAGACGGGAACGACACGCUGCUUAGAGGUAAAUCUGGAAGCGCCAACACAGCGGAGGUUAUAAUGAAAGCCGAGAGCGAACGAGCUUUGGAGGAGAAGAGGAGAAGCGAGGUCUUUGGAGCGGAAAAGGAGAGUCGGGGCGAUCUUGCGCCCGAGACAGGGCGGCCGGACUCCGUCGUCAAAAAGCAAGCGGACAAGGAUUCCGAUGUGGGGGGAGAGAUGAAUGCAGUGGGCGGAAGCGAGACGUCGGAAGAACGGCCGGUUACGUCGUGGGGGUUUCAGCCAGGGUUUGGGGUGCGCACGCGCGCAGAAAGCCGACGGUCCAGCCGACGAGUGACACGUGGCAUUCGGACGGCACCCGCGCCGUCCGUCGCGGCCGCCCUCGAGGGCGCUGACGUCAGGAGGGCGUCAGAAAGUGUUGCAAUCCGGCUGUUGGCCGAUGUCAUUGAGUCCUCUGUUCAGUUAGCGGAGCAGUUUGAAACGUCUGCAAAAGAAAUUGACACCACGCCUUAUCUUCUGACGGAGGCCAGUCUGUUGGCCCAGUCCCAGUGUCAAAGCGGCGGGGGCGACCGGAGUCUUGCGGACGCCCUGCAGAAGGGAUCAAGGCAAAAGAAAAUUGACACCGAGACGGAUCUUCUGACUAAGGGCACUCUAGAAGCCCAGUCGCAGCGUCAAAUCGCCGAGAAACUGUCGCGGCUGGUGCAGCUUUCGUACUUAGCGAAGUGCAGUGAGCUGGACAUCGUUCCGCUCAGCCGGCUCCGGUCUCAGGUGCGGAAUCCGCUCUGCAAUCUUGCGCACUGCCAGUUAGGCCCGAAACACGGGCAGGCCCUGGCUUUUUGCCUCCAGAUUAACCCCACGGUUACCGCGCUAAACCUGGAAGAUAACGAACUCGGCAGCGAGACGGUGCGGCAGCUGGUGAGUUCCGUUGUCGGGACGAAGCGGAUAACGGAACUGGACCUGUCGCGGAACGAUAUCGGCUGGGAGGGCGCGGAAGCGCUCGCGCGGCUUUUGGAGAACUCGCCUGCGGUAGAAUCGCCGGAGACUGUGCAGACGUUUGUGCGGGCGUUUGAGAGCAGAAGGAGCACGGAGUCCGGCGUAACAGCGGAACGGAUCGACGGAAAGGAGAUGAAGGCGGGCGACCGGAAUGCUUGCGGACAACUGUCUGUCGAAGAUGACUUUCUGGGGACCGUCGAAGAGUGGGGUUUUACGAGCGGAACCGGAAGGUUAACGGACAGCCGCGGAACGGAAGCAAGCGGAGAGCAUCUGUCGGCUCUCGAAAAACGGGAGUAUCAGAGGCCGCAGGGCAUUCCGGCGGUCGUGCGGUUGAGUUUUCCCGCCGGAAUCCCAGCGGUGGUUCCGCUGGUUGCGGGGCCGGAACGGAGCAGAAGCGCCAGGCACAACUCAAUCGCAACUAGCGUCAGCUUUGCAGAAGGGCCCGAAGGCGACGCUCUCCAAAAACAGCCGCCGGGAUCGUGCAUUCCGUUGACCGUUGAAGGUGACAUUUUGGGCGGAACUGACCUCGCAAUCGGGCAGGACAGAAAGACGUCAACGGAGGCAACGGAGAGGCGAAGCGGUGAGGGGGGCCUAGAGAAUAGUCGAACCUCGGAUGUGGCACCACGUGGCCCAAUUGACGGUGCAGAAGAGGAGGAGUGGCCGUUGGAGCCGCACGAAUGGGUUGACACGGCCUCUCUGCGGCGGCUGACUGACGUGGAGCUCACAGAGGCCGACACGUGGCUCGAGCCUGAAGCACCGCCGCAGCCGGUCACCGAACGGGUCGCGCCGAAGAAGAAAGUGAGGAUGGCAGUCAGGGUUUCGGGAAAUUCCCGGCGGUUCACCCGGCGGAAAACCUCGAUGGGACCCAUUCCGGCGGCAACCACCGUGCUGGAGGCACCGGAACCGGAACCGGAACCGGGAAAGUCUGUCGAACCCUCCUUGCUUCCAGUUCUGAGCCGGUUAACCUUGACCGGGUGCAACAUCGGGAACAAGGGGGCGUCGUGCCUGGCGGAGGUGUUAACGACUCACCGCUCGCUAACCUACCUGGGUCUGGCCGGAAACGAGAUCGGGGACCAAGGGGCGUGCGCUCUGGGGAGCAUGCUGUUCAGGAACGAUACGCUAUUGGAGCUGGAUUUGAGCUGGAACAUGGUCAGGGCACUGGGGGCGCAGGCCAUCUCUCUGGGACUGGAAAACAACCGCGCGCUUCGCGCGCUAAACCUGGACUGGAACGGCCUCGAGGACGAGGGCUGCCAGUACCUCGGCGUCAUGCUGACGUCAAACCGCGCGCUCGCGGACCUGCGCCUAAACCACACGCGCUGCGGGCCAGCUGGCGCUCUCCUAUUGGCCGAGGGCGUCGCGCGCAACGUAACGCUGAAACGCCUGGAGCUGAAGGGGAACCCUAUAGGGGACGACGGCGGGCGGCACUUGCUGACUGCGCUGCAAUCGAACAAGGUUCUCGAGACGAUCCAAAUGGAGGGGAGUAACCUGAGCGUUAAAAGCCACGGCCAGGAGCGGUUCAACUUCAAGUCCCCGGAGGGGCACUACAAGCUAAACCUCGCAAACCCGGUGGACCGCGCGGUCGCGUCGCGGCUGUGCGCGCUCGAGGCGCAGAGCGCGGCCGCGCAAGCCGCGCUCGCGGCCGCGGAGGGCGGCAAAACCUCGCGACCGCAGAGCCCGGAGACAGCGGAGGAACGCGCCCCGGUUACUGCGCCGGUUAGCUGCUGGCGGGAAACCAAGCUCAAUAACUACCCGGUUAAGGGAUCCCCGGGCGCGAAGAAGUGGCCGGAGAAGAUGCCCAAGAAAGGCGUGCUCGAGUUCGACUAUGUCGCCUUCCGGGGGGGGCAUUCUCAAGCGGAGCUGACCCCCCUGGACCAGAAGGAUUUGGAGGACUUGUGCGAGCAGCUGUCCAGAGCGACGGUGUCCAACUUUGAGCGACUCAGCUUUGUGCGGCUCUUUGCGUCGAGUUGCUACUUCCGGAGCCAGCAGGCCGCGCGGUUGCUGCAGACGUUCAACCCCGGCGAGGAGCGCGUGCGCGCGAGCAUUCUUCUGUUCUGCCGGCUGGUGGAUAUGGAAGAGUUUGACGCCGUGCUGGGCGUCAUGAUCCGCCAGGAGCAGCGCCAGGCCGUGGACCGCCUCGGGGUGCACUACUAUUUCCGCCAGGGGCAGCGCCAGGCCGUCGAUCGCCUCGGCGUGCACUACUACUUCCACCAGGGCAAUCCUACCGGUCACUACGAGUUGAGUUUAGUUCUCCAGACCGACGCGAUGAUGGCGGCGAAGCUGUUAGAGCUCGCGGUGGAUGAGGGCGCGCGCCUCAACUGGCGCAACGUGCAGUACCGCGGCCGCGUGACGCACGCGGCGUUCGGCGCGCCGGAGGAGUGGGGGCACAAGGUGCCCAACCAGGGAGUUCUCAGGUUCGACUUCACCUCCUUCAUGCCGCCCCCCGCGGCCGCGCAGGCGCUUCCCGACGACGAGCUGCGCGCGUUCCUCGCGCGCGCGGGCGUCGACGACGCGCUGAAGGCGACGGAACUGCGCGUGUCGCUGCUGCGCGCGCACAGCACCAAGCUCUGGCUGACGUCAGACCAGGCGGUGUCGCUGGUGCGGAUGUUUGCGAAGAGCGACGAGCGGGUGGAGAUCGCGGUCAUAGCGUAUGCGCGCAUCCUGGAUAAGCGGCGGUUCUGGAAGGUGCUGUACGAGCUGAACGGGGUGGAGCAUUCUUACGCGACCUACCGGUUGGGCUUCCCGGUCGUGUUCGACAAGAAGCACGUGACGAUGCACUACAGACUGGACUGUAACAACCCGGAGCACCGCGCGAUCGCCCAGAGGCUGGUCGGGUUCGCUCAGCGAUCGCCCAACUACCAGACGUGGCACAACGUCAUGAUUGGCGGGAAGCGGAUGCGGUCCCAACUGGUGGAGGACAACACCAUGUGGUCCGUACUGACGACCACGUCGUUUGAGCCGUUGAUCGAGUUCGACAUGGUCGGCCCAGAUUUCUUCGAGCUGCUGGGCCAGCCGCAGCUGGCGACGUCAGACGACGACGACAAGCAGAAGGUGCAGCGCGAGGCGCUCCUGCGCGACCACGCGAACCGCCUCGCGCUCAGCCGCGCGCGCGCGUUCCACCCCUACUGGCUCGAGUACCUACAGAAGCGCGCGCGCGCUCAGACCGGCGGCAGGUCCGCGGCCGGCUCGGUCGCGUCGGUGACGUCACCCGGCAAGUCGGGGGCUUCAACCGCGCGCGCACAGAGCGCGGCCUCGCGUUCUGCUGGGGCUUCAUUCGACGCCAAGCUGACGUCAGCAACGAGAGGGUCGAAGGCGGCCGCGCAGUCUCCUCUUGCUGACGCGACCAGGGGAGGACACGUGGCAGAAGAUCCGGAAGCGAGCGCGCGGCUCAGCGAGACGCCGAGGACGAAGGUCAGCUUUGGGGACUCCGUUCCGCGACCGGCGAGCGGAACGGAUGGUGGAGCGGAACCGGCGCGGCCGCGGAGCGCUCUGUGGAGGGCGGAAAACGCGCGAGCGAGGCCGCCGUCGCGUGAGCUGCGCUUCGAAGACGCGCAGGAAAAACGGGAGAGCAUUAGGGAAGAAACAGAUGACGAGGAGACGGACUCGACCCAUCUAGCGGAAACCGGAACAGCGGACGGAAGUCACAACGACCGGAUCCGGAGUGAUGUUCGAAUACAGAGUGAGGAGGCACGGGAGAAACAAGAGGACCAAACGGGUCUGCGUAAGUCUUCCGACGGAUCCGCGCCAAACGUUGACGGGACGUUCGCAGGUCAGCGGAUCAGCGGAAUGAGGAAACCGUCGAGAUUUAUCAAGGCAGAGGACGGCUUGCCAGGGGAGUUGGUUGAGGUCACAGAACUAGUGUCAGGCCCGGACGGAGUGACCCCGACUGCGGACGCGUUGACACCAACUUCUGCAAGAAGCUCCUGGCUGCCACGGAACAACUCAUUACGGACGUCAUCGAUAGUGUCAAGUCGCUACAUCGCGACUCUUUCCGACAUCGGUUCCACGGAAAGCACCGAACAGUUUGAGCCAUUCGAUUGGGCCGAAAACCAAUCGAACGGCGCGGAAUGGGCGGCGCCGACCCACUGGAGCGCGAAUAGGCGCGGGCGGCCAAGUUCUCGAGAAGCGCCGGGCGGCGAUCCGGCGGGCGCGCGGCCGCGCUCGCGCGGGUUUGGGGGUUCGGACCGGUCCGAUUCUCCCAGUCGGCCGGGGUCGCGCGGCCGGAUCGCAAGCGAACGCGACGGCGGUGUGAAUGCGGACGGCGGUGUGAACGCGGAUGCCGGUGUGAACACGUUCGGCGGUGGGAAUGCGGACGGUGCUGCGGGUACUGCGGGAGGUGUGAACGUCCUCGGCGAUGUGAAUACGCCUCGUAAUGUGAAAUCGGGCCGAAAGAGCAGCAGUGGAGUCGGCAGAGCUGGAGCAAAUGCAGAGAAAGAAAAUGUGAAUACGGGCGAGCGGGGCGAGAACGGUAGUGUGAAUAAGCCCGGCCGUCCAUCGUCGAUAGAAGCGGAAGGCGUGCCAGCGGAGUCGCUGGAUAUGAAACAAGACUACCCCUCCGACUCGGAACCUCUAGCCGGUUCCAACACCGAGUCGCGAACCGCACACCGAGAAAAGCUCUCCCGUUCAAAAACGAGGUCGAAAUCGCGGUCACGGCAUGACCGGGGAAAGCGCUCUGGGAAGUCUGCAGGGCUCGCCCCUCAGAACUACCUCCCGUCGACUAACCGGAAAUUCCCGUGGCAACUAGGGUGGGACGCCCUGAUGCGCGCGAGCGUCGCGCUCGAAGCGCGCGCGCUCCCGGAGGGCACGUGCCCGCUGCGGAUCCUCUACGAGUCGAUGCGCAAGGAGGGCGAGCCACGUGUCGCGCUGGACGGCCUCAAGAAGGGCAUGAGGCAGCUCUGCGGUCUGCGCCUAACCCCGGCCCACGUGGCAAAGCUAACCGGGCGGGCUCACGGGGCAUCGGCGGCUGACGAGGCGCUGACGUCACGGUCCGGCAGCGAGUCCGGCGGCAGCCGACCGGCGUCGCACCGGCUGGCCUCCGGCGUCCGUCCGGGGAAGGCUGUUCCGGCGGAGGAGAAGGGCCCGGGGCAAAGGAACGGAACACCGGAAGUGAACCGGGUGCCCUCGGCCCGGGCGCGAGCCCUGACGGACGAGAGCAGGAGCGGGGGGAGUCAACCGGACCAGUUUCUCGUCGAUUGGCCGACCUUCGAGGCUUUCGUUAUGGAACUGGACGAGUCCCUUUUCAGCGUUAGUAAGUCAGAGAAGCAGUGA
Klebsormidium nitens is the source of this 8655-nucleotide messenger RNA. The record is from the annotation of a GenBank genome assembly. NCBI's taxonomy places the organism in Eukaryota, Viridiplantae, Streptophyta, Klebsormidiophyceae, Klebsormidiales, Klebsormidiaceae.